This is a messenger RNA of Acanthosepion pharaonis, 540 nucleotides long. The record is from the annotation of a GenBank genome assembly. Lineage: Eukaryota; Metazoa; Mollusca; Cephalopoda; Sepiida; Sepiidae.
AUGUUAAUGCAACAUGGAAGCACCAAACUAACCCAUGAAGUGCUCACCACCUUCCUGGCUGAGGUGACUGCCAUUGUUAAUAGCAGACCACUUGUCCCAGUAUCCACAGACCCAGAAGACCCAGUUCUGCUGACACCUUCAACACUCCUCACCCAAAAGAUCGGCUCCGCUCCUGCACCAACAGGUGACUUCACUAUAAAGGAUGUUUCCAGGCAACAAUGGAGGCACGUUCAACAUCUUGCUCAGACGUUUUGGAGCCGGUGGAGGGGCCAGUACCUCCCUCUUUUGCAGGCCCGAAGCAAAUGGACUUCCAGCGUUCCAAACCUGAAACCUGGCAGUGUGGUCCUUUUGAAAGACCAGGAUUCGAAGAGAAACGAAUGGCCCUUGGGACUGAUUACCCGUGUCAUUCCUAGCCAAGAUGGAAAGGUGCGACAGGUCGAAGUGAAAAUUUACAAGAAUGACACUGCAAAAUUGUUCCUGAGACCUGUAACAGAGACUGUGCUUCUCCUCCCCCCUCCUCCGUCUGAGCCUAUCUGUUAA